Messenger RNA from Dunckerocampus dactyliophorus (ringed pipefish), 10340 nucleotides. It is a transcript of the gene sema4d, whose product is annotated as sema domain, immunoglobulin domain (Ig), transmembrane domain (TM) and short cytoplasmic domain, (semaphorin) 4D. Gene Ontology annotation, biological process: neural crest cell migration; axon guidance; semaphorin-plexin signaling pathway. The coding region runs from base 5620 to 8262 and encodes 880 amino acids. The record is from RefSeq and is a predicted model, not a curated record. The transcript has 16 exons. Gene Ontology annotation, molecular function: chemorepellent activity; semaphorin receptor binding. NCBI's taxonomy places the organism in Eukaryota, Metazoa, Chordata, Actinopteri, Syngnathiformes, Syngnathidae.
GGUAUUUGUCCAAUGCCGGCUAGAAUUGCCACCACGAAAUUGUUGCCCACAGAAGACGGCCGAGAGAGACAAGCAUGGAGUGAAGGGAGUGCCAAUAAAAAGGAGGAAGAAGGAGAUGUAGAAUCAUUUUUGUUUCUUUGAAGUGGCCCGUGACGGGUGGGAGGGUUGAUCUGAAACCCUUUCUUUUGCAAUUAAUUGUGCAGGACUUUUUGGACAAAAAAACAUCACCACAGAUCAGACUACCAGUCUUACAUUGUAGCCCGCAAAGCCUCCAGCUGGGCUUUCACGGCUUACCAAAAUAGACUGCCGUACUAUGCCGAGGCCUGGCUGCCAUUACUGUAGCCUCAGGGAAACAACAUCAAGUGAAUGACUUGUCUGUGAAUGGUGGCUUCCAUGUGACAUAGGCAGAUUACACCCUUGAGCUUGCGCUGCUUGUCAUAAACAUUUAUAUGGUUCAGAUGUGAAAUCUUUGAAUUUGAAAUGCAAAAGUCCCCUCUCUGUUACAUUGGGUUGGGUUUGUGAGCGUAAUGCUCACUGGGAGCGACGCAACACAAAAAUGAAAAUAUGAAACAAAACAAGAAAGCAGGCUGGCUCGGAAGCACGGCUGGCGGCUAAUGGAAACUCGCCAAAGGAUCACAGCGAGGUGUAUACUCAAAUUUUUCCCCAUAAUAUUCCAAGUUUAUUCUCGUAACAUUAUGAUUUUUUUUUUUAUUCGAUUGCAACUUAUUCUUGUAUAAUUACAGCUGUUCUUUUCAUUUCUGCUGUUUUUUUGUUGUUUUUUUGCAACUAUUUCAACGUUCCUCCUGUAAAUUUUCUUCUGGUAGUUAUGACUUUAUUCCCAUAAUAUUUGUACUUCAUUCUUGUAAUAUAACUUUCCCCAACCUAAUUUCCAAAAAUUACAACUUUAUUACUUGUUUUGUUUCUCAUAAUAUGACUUUUUUUUUUUUUUUUUUUUUAAAGUUCUUUAAUAUUUCAUACUAUUUGAAACAAAUAGUAUGGUGAUAUUUUUACAACUACAGAAGCACUUUCCACACAGAAAUCCUCAACUGCCCAAUGCAGUCCGCUCCCAUCUCUCGCCCAUAUGUUUACUCUCUUAAGUUUUCCAGAUCUUCCUCAUCCACGUGACUCAAAGAAAGGGCGUGUUGUUUUUUAAAGAAAGCUCGCCGUCGGCAUACUAAAUAUACCCUUUUGCAGGACCUGACCCCUCAUUUGCCUUUGCUGUGGCCACUUUAGGUUGACAUGCUCGCUCCGCCAUGGCCCUAAAGCUAGUAAUUAUAUAGGAGGGCUUCCAUUUGACAUCCCAUGUAUAGUGUUUCCUUCACACAAGCUCAUAUCCUCAUCUUGAUAGUCAAGCCACACUUUUUUAAUAUAACCAGAAAUAGGUUACAGUUAGUAGAAAAAAUUUGUAGACCACUCUUGUUUCUUCAGUUUCAUGUUCAUUUUAAUGCCUGAUACAACUAAAGGUACCUUUGUUUGGACAAAUAUAACAAUGACAACAAAAAUAGCUCAUAAGAGUUACAUUUUUUGGCAGUACAAUGCUAUAGCUAUUCAUGUAAGAACUUAAGUGAUUUUGGUUAUUAUCAAGAAAACCAUGGAAGUUGCUAGACAUCAGCUCUUAAAUUAAACUCUUAUGAGCUAUAUUUGUUAAUCAUCAUAUUUGUCCAAACAAAUAUACCUUUUAGCUGUAUCAGGCAUUAAAAUGGAUCAAUAAACUGCAGAAACAAGGGUGGUCUAAUCAUUUUUUCCAUGACUGUAUGUCCAAGUGGUUGGCCAUUACAAGUGCUUGAGUGGAGAUGUGGAUUUGAAUGUUUUUAAUCAUGCGGUCAGUCCUUAAUCAGGCUUUUUUUUAAAUAAAAAAAAAGUCAACUUCCGCCUCCAUCUGUCAUCUAGCGAUGUUCCACAGGGUAAUGCAUUUAGACUGCUGUGUCAUCUGUCAUUUGCUAGCCAUCCACCGGAGGUCAUGCCACUGCGUUUAGGAGAUCCUUUAUGAGCUGCACAUUACUUGCACUGUUAAAUGUGUAAUUGAGACAAGGCUGUCCUUGAAACCAUCCUUCCUCCUCCUCCCUAAAAAAAACUCACCCAUUAUCCACCUGCAGCCACUGCACUGGAAGCUUCAAUAAUCAUACACGACAAAUGAUUGCCAGCUGGAGUUGUAAUGCCGGCAGUUAAGCCCAGACGGAGAGAUUGUUAAAGCCUCGGCUGAACUGACAGAAUCAGUUCAUCAUGCUGUGGGGAACCUGAAAGCUGUCUACAUUUUUAAGGCUCUUUGGUCCCCAUGUGGUCUUCCAUGAGGGAUUUGACCCUCCCUUAGUUUACAGUAUUGCAUACACUGCCUUAUUUAUAGCCAAACCCACAUUUAAUCCCCAAAUCUGCCCACCAUCACUAUUUAGUUUCAAGCCCACUCGCAAGUGAGCCAACAGUACCGGUUUUGAACACCUUCAAUCCAGUCAUGACUGUAUGUAUAGGUUUGUGUAAAUUAAAUUGUGUAAAUUGCUGUAAAUUUGUCAAAACAUGCCCGUUACUGUGUUGCCUGUGCUGUUAUUUUUCUGACAAAUACCCCAAAUGGUGGCGCUGUCAUUAAACCCCAAAGCAGACUUGAUAUUUCUCACACAGCUCAAUGUUGGGGUGGGGUGUGCGUAAUGAUGUCGUCAUCUUAUUUGCAUAAUUCACCAUGAUGCAUUUGCAUGUAAUUGUAAUGCUGUAGUAGAGAGGAAUAACGUGGGAGACAAAAAAGUGAGUGUAAAAAAAAAAAAAGCACAACAGAACUACAAGUAAAAUUUCUUGUGUCACUUGCAUUUUUUUUUUUAAUAUCACAAGCUUGUGAGUGUAAAUAGCCACAAACGUGCCAAAGAGAGGCAAUGUUUACUUCCAUAAACAUGCUGAAAAGCAUGACCUUGUGCUUUUGUGCAUGCGCAUCACUUCCCGGACGCUUUGUGUUCACAUUUACAAGUCAGAUUUUUUUUGGUAUUGUGAACAGCCGCAUAAAAGAUUGGACUUUAACAAAAAUCCGAAUUGGGCACCAUACCAUGCAGUGUGAACAUAGCCCUAUACCUAACUUUCUUCUGCUUUCAAGGCUUCAUAAAUACACCAAAUAGAAGGCUAAUUUAAAUUUUCUUUCUUGGAGUUACACAGACAGUCCCAUUAUAAUGUGUUUAUGAGCAAGGGUGAACAGGUAGCGUCAAAUCUAAACAAGUGCAUGGUAAACGCUGCUGUAUGCUAGCAUGUCUUCCAAAACAUUUUGAGCACAACCCGUAGGGGGCCCCACAAAAGGUAUUUACAGUAAUGUAAAAAAGAUACAACGCCCCUUUUACCAAGAGUUGAGUCGAAUCUGUAUUGGAUCCGAAAGCAGAUCCCAAGUUCUUAUGAUGUCACAUUGCACGAAACCCCACCCCAGGGGUCAGAUAAGUGGAGGACAGCCAUAUGUGAAUCAGUAGUUGAUUUUUCUAAUCCCACUCAUAAACCAUGCUUUGAGUUUGUUAAUCCAUCUGCCACUACAUGCAUGCCUUCAGCAACAGUGGAGCACUAGGUUCACCCCAACUAUUUGAAUGCACGGUUAGGCUUAGUGGCAUUCUAUCCGGAAAUAAAAUGAUUAGCAAGAAGAAGAGCAUCUCUGUGCAUUGAUGUCGAUGCAUCGAAGCAUGAGCCAGCAAGUGCAUUGAGAGGUUUGGCAGGCACUGAAUGUCCUGACUUGCUCACAUCCGUCUCCAGCACUCCAAUGCCUCAUGUGGAGCUUCUUGUCUGCACUGCAUUAGAAAUGUGGGAAGGCUAUCUUGUCUUAUGGGACAAGACAACUUUGAUUGUGCAGGGGUAUACAAAUUUCAUCACUCAUGUGACAGGAGAGAUGAGGUACUUAAAAAAAAAAAAAGUUUCCCAUCCAUCCAUUUUCUAUGCGGCUUAUCCUCCUUAGGGUAGUGGAUAUGCUGGAGCCUAUCCCAGCUGACUUCGGGCGUAAGGCGAGGUGCACCCUGGACUGGUUGCCAGCCAAUCACAGGGCACAUAUAGACAAACAUUCACCCUCGCAUUCAUACCUAUGGACAGCCCCAAUCUCCUGACUAUGUGGCCAACAUGCUAACCACUCGUCCACCGUGCAAAUGUUUCCAACCAUUCAUCAUAUUUUGUUAAUUGUUUCCCUGCUUAACAGUUGUUUGGCUCUGCUUCAUGGAUCACCAUUAUCUUCAAAUUUGCUUCAUCACGCCUCCUCUGUUCUUUGGUAAUUCUGCCAAGUACUCUGGUCUGGACAAGAUAUGGAAGAAAAAGAUCAAAUCAAAUGGCUAAAUUAAGGACAGCUUUCAUGACAUAUUACAUAACGAGACUCAAACGUUCCAAAACAGAAUGCUGUCUUCUGCGUAAAUAUGUUGGUUAUUUUUAUAUUCCGCUAUUAGGAAAAGCUUCUAAAAUAUAUUUUUCAAGACUGCACUCCAUUAAGCACUCAGCCUUGCAUACUACACUGACCAAAGACAUGGACCAAUGUUAAAAUUACAGCAAAGUGGUAUGCAAAAAUGAUAAAUAUAUUUGAGAAAAUAUGUCAGAAGCGACAACCGGUCUUUUUCAGACUGUUUUCCAAAGAAAAAAUAUCAUUUUAUGUUCGGGUCAGUAAAGUAUUUAAAUUUUAGGAGUUAUUGGUAGUGAAACUACACUACUGAAAUAUCAUAUCAAUGUCAUAUCAGACUUAUUGUUUUGGAUCACUUGGUGUGGCUUACGAUUUGAGGUCUUUCCUCCAAUUAGUCUUAGCCUUGUUCCCCAAAACCCCAUAGUAAUGGUUUAAUUUAUUUUCAAUUCAUGCAUACUUCAACAUGUCCGAAAAGGAGUGGGAAGAAGCAGAGCUUAUCCUACCCCUACCCAAUGUCGAUCCUCCUUGCCCUGAGUGGGCAGCCACCCAAAAUCUGUGCGCAGUCACCAGUGCAUUACUGGGAACCCCUUGGCCCCGAGCAGGUGUCAGCCUCCUUGUGAAGUUAAAAGAGCCUACAAGGGAACACAAAGGCCUCAAAGAGUCCUGCCAGCAUGGCAACGGUCUUGAAUAUCCCAGGCCAGUAUGGCAGCUCCUCUAAAUCUCUCCACGGUGCAGGGUGGCUGCCAAUUUGUGCUUUCAGCUACUGUAACACACCGACCCUCCAAUGUGGCUUUGAGGCUUUUGUUAAGCCUUGACCUAAAUUGGAGCACAUGCAGUGUACUAGUAAGGAUUGGUCAGAAGUGCUGAGGCACAAGUUGGAAAGUUAUGAUUAAGAGUUUGGCUUUGCUGCGCCUCCUAUUCUUCUCUGCAGUUGUCUUUGAAAUGGACUGUUUUAUAAAUGCUCUUUACAGGAUCCUUCCAGAUCCCAGUGCCUUGGGUGAGCUGUGAACCCCCCCUCUUGCUGCUAAGCUGAGCUGUGCUGGCAUUUAGUCUGGCAAGACUGUGAAAGAGCUGGACGAGAGAGCUCCACUGUGUCCUCUCCUGCCUCUCUGUUCAUUGUUUGUGACUCUGCAGUGAUGAUGUGGAGGACCGAGGUGGGGAGGGGUGGAAUAGUCGGCGGAGUGAGUGGAGGCCUACACUCAUCUUCGGUUUAGCUGGUGAUCCUCGUGUUUGGAAGGUCAGCUCUCCCAGGAGGAAACUUCACAGUUCCCAAGCUGCCAGAGUCCAAUAUGGGGUUUGGCGUGCUGGGGGUGUUCCUGGGACUGCUUUUGGAGGUGUCCACCCACGGACCCCAUUCUGUGCCUCGAAUCUCAUGGAGACACCAAGAUUUAGAGCUGAUGGAGUUUUCCGAGCCAGGCAUCUUCAACUAUUCAACGCUGCUGCUGAGCGAGGAAACGGACGCGCUCUAUGUGGGCGCCAGGGAAGCCAUCUUUGAACUUAGCAAGAAGAAUGUGACCGUCCGAAACAAUAAGGCUCUGUGGCAGGUUGGCGACACCCCCAUAGCCAUGUGCACCCUCAAAGGGAAAUCAAAAGAGACCGACUGUCUUAACUACAUCCGAGUGCUGCAGGUAGUCGAUAACGAGCGACUCUACAUCUGCGGGACAUACGCCUUUCAACCUCAGUGUGAUUAUUUGACUUUGGCUGACUUUUCGUUGGAGGGUCGAGCUGAAGACGGCAGGGGAAAGUGCUCUUACGACCCCUCGCAGAGCUUCACCACCGUCAUGGUUGAUGGAGAGCUGUACUCGGGGACUGCAUAUAACUUCUUGGGUAGUGAGCCUAUUAUUUCUAGAUACUCUCCAUCACAGUCUCUACUGAGAACAGAGUAUUCCACGUCAUGGCUCAAUGAGCCAAGUUUUGUUUUUGCUGAUGUGAUAAGGGAAGGCGACAGCAUGGAUGGUGAGGAUGAUAAAAUCUACUACUUCUUCACCGAGGUGUCCGUGGAGUAUGAGUUUUUUGGCAAUCUGCUCAUUCCAAGAGUGGCGCGCGUUUGUAAGGGUGACCUUGGAGGACAGAGGACGCUGCAGAAAAAGUGGACAUCUUUUCUCAAAGCCAAACUGGUGUGCUCCAUGCCGGAACUUAACUUUGUUUUCAACGUGGUGCACGACGUCUUCAUCCUGAAGGAUGCCAACUUGAGGGACACGGUCAUCUAUGGAGUCUUCACUUCCCAGUGGGGUAAUGUGGGAUUGUCGGCGGUGUGUGCUUACAACUUGACCACUGUGGAGGAGGUCUUCUCCAAGGGCAAGUACAUGCAGAAAGCCACAGUGGAGCAGUCCCACACCAAGUGGGUCCGCUACAAUGGCAUUACUCCAUCACCACGUCCUGGAGCAUGUAUCAAUAGCCACAUGCGGAAGCAGAACAUCAACAGCUCCCUGCACCUCCCAGACAAGACCCUGCAGUUUGUGAAGGACCACCCCCUGCUGGAGGAUCCCGUCCUGCCCGUCGGCAACAGGCCUCGCCUCAUUACUAAAGACGUCAAUUACACUCAGGUUGUCGUUGAGCGGGUCCGCGCACUUGAUGGGAACAUCUAUGAUGUCAUCUUCACUGGAACAGACAAGGGAGUCCUGCACAAGGCGGUGGUUCUCGGUGAAGAAGUCCACAUUGUGGAAGAGAUCCAGCUCCUUCAGAACUCGGAACCCAUCAAAACCUUACUGCUGUCGUCUGAGACACGAUCCAUUUACGCCGGUUGUGACUCAGGAGUGGUGCAGUCACCCACAUCUUUCUGUGGCAGGUACCAAUCCUGUGAUGACUGUAUACUGCUCCGAGACCCCUACUGCGCAUGGGACCCUCACACUGCUCACUGCGUCAAUAUCCUUGAUACACACAGUCAGCAGAUCAGGAGGCUAAUUCAGAGUCUUAAUGGUGAUGCAGACAAGUGUCCUAAAGCGCCAGGUAAGUCUCUGAAAGACUACCAACUUGUGACAGUGAAGCCAGGGAGCUCCGCUGAGCUGCCAUGCCUGAUGCGCUCCAACGCGGCGCACGUGCUGUGGAAAUCAAACGGCUCGCUUCUCACCGAGGCCUCUCGCUUCCACUUCAUCCAUGAGAGCGGCCUCCUCAUUUACAGCGUGGCUCCAGAGGACCAAGGCCACUACGAGUGCUGGUCGGUGGAGUUUGCCGCCGCUGUUGGGAAGAACUUCACUCGCCUCCUGGCGGCCUACAUCUUGACUCUGGAUCUCCCACCAAGAUCCCCGCGUGUGGGCGGCCAUGCGGCAGCAACGACAACCCUCCAGAGUCGGGAGACGUCCAGCGCGCGCGGCGGCGAAGGUAACGUUGACGCAGACAGACCACUAAAUCCGGCCCUUGCCCCUCCCAAUUUUACAGCUCCAGUGCUGCUCACAUCCCCGCCCCACUCAUCACUAACCCCACCCCCUACCAAAGUACUACCAAAGCAGCAUCUCCCCCCAAGUGGCAGUGUGCCCCGCCCUGACAACGGGGACCCUGAGGCGGAAUACUUGCAGCACAGCAACAGCACAGCGCUCCUCUUCCUCUUCCUCCUCUUUUUUCUCCUCUUCCUGGCCGCCAUGGCAUACAACUGCUACAUGCAAUAUCUCCCAGCGCCCUGCCUGCGCCUACGGGCAGCCCUGCUGGGCACACACAAGACCGCCAAUCAGCCCGAGUACCGCGCUUGUGAGGCAGGCCUCAUGGAGGCGUCUGCCACAGACAAAAUUAACAUGUCCGAGCAGCCCACACAGAACGGCAGCCAGAAUCUACGGGCCUUACGUGACACCGGCUACGAGACAGAACCGGAGUGCGGCAACGGUCGGAUACCUUCCAACAGUUUCGGAGAUGAAAGCUCAAGCCAGGAAAAACCCUUUGACGUAGACUGCGCCUCCCAGCCCAUACAGUUUGCAGAUGCGGAUGAACCUUACUGCUAGCCCAAAGCAACACAUCACGCUCUUGCUGCAUCUUGGCAUCGGACAGCCCACUCUUUAAAGCUUUGUGUGUUCAUGGAAGCUGCUGCACCCUCUUAGAAAAGUCCAGCAAGAAAAGCUAAUUCCUAAAUUCCACAUUGGAAACAUUGUUUACCAAAUUGGUAAGUUACGUGGAUGUUUUCCAAAGUGGACUUGGUUUUUGUUUGUAUAGGCUGACUAAGUAUUGUUUUGUUGUGGGGGUUUUUUGCAUCCUGGGCCCUUAGCAUUUCUCAGGGAAGGGUUAGCUCAGCGUGUCGUAAGCCCUACUUGUCGCCAAUAAAGUGGAGGCGAGGAACAUGAAUGGGAACAUGUUGCAACAAAUCAAACUACUGUUGUCUUGAGAGGAAAAUCCUUAAUUUGACUUAUUUUGGCUACGCCGCCAUCAAUCAUUCGCUUUGUCUGCAACCCUGGAAAUAAUCUGAAACAACAUUAUCAGAUAAUUAUUAUUUAAAGUCAGUCAUUGUUCUUAACAAUUUAUGUAUCACCUUGUAUUUAUUGCACCAGGUUAUAGAGCAUCCACCUGUAUUGUGCAGAAUGUUCCUCAAUUUUUGUAUUUAUUUUUUUGCUCUCCCCCACCACCACCUCUCUCGCAGCCUCCUCGUCACCUUCACUGUCCUUCUCUGGAAGUAGCUCCCCUUCUGCCUUCCCCUCUUCCUCCUCUACUUUGACCUCAUCCUCCUCCUCCUACAUGGAGGCUGGCGAGGCGGAGGUGAGGCUCUUGCCCCCCUUGCUGAAGGACCAGGCUUGGGGGCUUCAUGCCCAUGAGUCCUUCCUGCUCUUCUGCCUGGCUCUGGGUGAGUGCUGGCAGCUCACUUCCCUUGCUUGGUUUGAACACUUAACACUUUUUAACCCUCCUCCUUAGCGCCAUUACUUUUCUUCCUUGUCUCUUCCUUGCAUGUCGUUGGCCCAAACUAACUGUGUGGUUGUCUGACAUUUGCUGUCAGCUGUAUAACACAAGGGGAUCCCAUACUUGGAAUCUGGCGGAACUAUAAGGAGUAAAAUGAAUGUGUAAAAGCACUGCUGGGAAGCUGAUGUUCAUACUUUGAAUGUCAAUUAUGGGUGCAGUGUUGUGGUGUUUCUGUGUAUUCAGGGUGCUGAGAUUUGUCCUCAGAAAAUAAAGAACUCUUCAAUGGUAAUCGUCUACGGUAGGCUCACUGUGUUGCAUCCCAAUAUGCCAACCGGGCCGUUUUUGUGCCUGUAAACAAAAUGUAAAUAUGUUUGUAUAUAUGGGGGGGAGACAUUUUUGAAGAUGUACAGUACAUAAAUCAAAGUGUUUCGGUAGGAAGGCUAAAUAAAGCUUGUCAACUCUAACACUGGCUUGUUUUUGUUUUCUUUGCUUGCUGCAUCACUGCUGUGGUGUUGGUGCAAAUAACACUACAUAGAUUAGAAUCACGUGACAUUUGCUGUGAAUAUUCUGAUGAUGUGUUCCACAAGGCUCAAUACACGGCCCACAAUUUUGUCUUGUCUGUGAAAUACAGUGGAACCCCAAGGCUGUAGAUUAAAUCAUUAAAUCAAACAUUUUGGGGGGAAAAAUACGGCUCUGCUGUUGCACGAAUAUUCUCAAAAGUCAGAACACAAAACAUUUUCUUUGUAGACAUCAGCUCAGAGCAUCUUCAGGGUUCACUGUGAGUUUUUCCACCGAGGGCCGCAUACUGGAAAUCAAAAGGUGCAGCCACAUUGAAGUUUUUAUGUAUUUCUUACUUUUGUGUGAAGGCUAAAAACGUUAUAUAUUUAAAGGCAAAACUUUGGUUUAGUUAUUAGUAGGAAUGUCCGGCCGGCCGAUAUCUGCUCGACAUUGGCGUAAAAAUGUAACCGGUCAAUAUCGGUAUCUGUUUUUUAUAUAUUAUAUAAAGCCCUUUAAGCGCCAAAGUGGCAAAAUUGCAACAUUGCUGAAUUUACACCCUCAUGUAGUUAAUACUUUACACCGGUCGAGUAACUUCAAUCUGAGCAACAUUUAUGGGCAUGCUUCUAUGCAAAGUUAAGGAGUUAAUAGACUUAGAAAACCUGCGUGCGUGCGGCAGCAGCAAUCUCACCAUACCAGU